UUUGUUAUGUUAAUGUGUGUCAUAGAAGGGGACCCUGGUCCUGAAGGAGAUGCUAAAGAUUGACAGUACUGGAACAGGAAGCCUCUCUUCCCAGGAGGCAGCCAACAGCUCCGCCCCUGGUGGCCAGCAGCAGAACAGGAGACGAUCGUCCAAGAAACUAGCAGCUAAUAUGAACGCCCCUCAUGGCGACACAGCUGUAUUAGCUUCUCCCACAUCAGUCACCUCUGCCAACCACACCAACGCUGUGCUGACCAGUAAGGUGUCAGAGCUGGCACGUGUCUGUGUGGGGUUAGGAAUGGCACCACCCGAGUUCAGCUACAUAGGCAACAGACAGGGUGUAGUAGUGUGUCAGGUGAAGCUGUCCAGCGGGUUGAUGGUUCACGGCCCUCAGUGCCAAUCAGAAAAUGAUGCCAAGGAGAAAGCUGCCUUCUUUGCCCUCCAACGUCUGAACUCGUUGGGAUCAGGCUCCCCCCUCCCACCUCCUAUAUACCCAGGAGUGGGUCAGAUUCGGCCCCCACCCAUAGGAGCCAUGCCCCCAGUCUUCAGCCAACAAGGUGGUCUGCUGUUACCUCCCCAGGGCUACGCCCCUGCCCCGCUGUGGGGAAUGACGCCACCUCCUCACCACCACCAAAACCAACCUUUCUAUGGAGCAGCGGGAACUUUCCCUGGUUCUGCCCACCACCAGCCUGCAGCAGCACUGCCCAUCGGCUCACAUAACCAGUUUAUUCCAUUACAGGUGACUAAGAAGCGAGUCUCAGCCAACAAGAAGAAACAGGAAACUCAAGAGUUCUACAGCGCCAGCCAAACCGUGGCCAAGCAUCAAUCACAGAAAGCCCAGAAGCAGCCCUCUGGCCAAUCACAGGCUCAAAGCGGUGACGUCAUCCCGCCACACCAACAUACUGCCAACAGCAUCCAACCAACCUCCUCUCCCAGUCCAGGUCUAGCGGACAGUGUUUCUACGACGACGGCAGCCCCACACACGCCCGUUAGAAUCAUCCAACAACACCACUGGUUCCUGACCCAGCCCAAGCUCUCUGAGAAGACGAGGAACAACUCCCCAAAAUCCUCAGCACGUAUGGAAAUUGGGAAGAAACCUCGGAAGAGGCAAUUCAAAGAGAGAUCCCCUCUACACGGACGGCUGGGCCUUACACAGGACCUUGAGGUGGGGAAAAAGUCCAGUAUCAGUACCAUAAGAUAG
This is a messenger RNA of Scatophagus argus, 1198 nucleotides long. Its product is annotated as 5'-3' exoribonuclease 1-like. The transcript is spliced from 7 exons. The record is from RefSeq and is a predicted model, not a curated record. Lineage: Eukaryota; Metazoa; Chordata; Actinopteri; Scatophagidae. Bases 50 to 1198 code for a protein of 382 amino acids.